AUGCAUGCACUCUUAACCCAGCGGCACCAUAUUGGAGCCAGCUCCCAUUUCCGUCAAUAUCCGUUUCAGCGCAUGAACCGAACUGCAGAGAAGAAGACAAAUCCGGAUCCGGAAAUAUUAGGUGCAAGCCUCGAACCCGAGUACUACUUCAAGACUACACCACCAAGGACCGAUCAACUAACUGUGGAAGCGUUGCGAGACACACGUAGCCCGUAA
This is a messenger RNA of Echinostoma caproni, 216 nucleotides long. The record is from the annotation of a GenBank genome assembly. Lineage: Eukaryota; Metazoa; Platyhelminthes; Trematoda; Plagiorchiida; Echinostomatidae.